AUGAAGCAAUUAUAUUUCAAAAUUCAAAUUCUAAUUGUCUCUCUAGUUACUGUUUCUUCUGAUCAAAAGUUUUUCAUGAAACUUUUUGCUGAUGCUGGCAUAGGAAUUAGUUGUCCAUCCGGAAACCGUGUUUACGUCCAUCCGAUUAGCGGAGACUUGCAACAAUGUAGUCAGCAGUUAGGUGUUUACAAUGAUAAAAGCUGUCCAGGAGGAACAGUAUGUGAGCGAUUCCCUGUCCCUAUCCCAGGAUUUCAAGACUUCUGUUGUUGGGAGGAUGAUCAGAAGAAUAGCGAAGAAGUCAUCAUAGGAACUACAACCAGCGUCCCAGAAGAGUUUUUCCCAUACACGGAAAAGCCAAAAAGAAAAAUUCGGCCCAUUGUUGAGGCAAUUCUAGAGAAACCCGACGAAGAAGAUGACGAAGAUAAUUUAGAAAUUCCUCCCAUCCCUAAAGAAGCCAUCGUCAACAUAAUUCCUGAAGAAGAAUCAAGUUCCAAAGAUGAAGAAUGGGAAUUUGAGACAACUCGGCGCACACCGCGACCUCGAAGUCGGAAAGUAACAACAACCACAACUACAACGACAGAAGAACCAUAUACAACAACCAGGAGAUCUACUGGAUCUAAGAAUCGGCUGCUGCGAUGUAGCAAUCCUGAUGAUUCUCCUUUCAUAGAUUUUGGAAACAGACUGAGGGAUUGUUUCCCAGGAUACUAUCAAAACACUGGAUGCUUCCGUGGCUACAGAUGUGAGUUCAAUAAAGAAAUAAGGAGAUAUAUAUGCUGUGGACAAGGAAGAGAUAUCGUCCCUCCAGCUGGUCUUCCUGAUAUUCCUCCACCUAAGCCAUUACUACCGCCACGACCUUUCCGUCCAAGGCAAGGGCCGUUCAAUUUCAACGACGGAGAUCAGAACAACAAUGGCGAUGAUGGUGGAUACAAUCAACAGAUGAUCAUUACACCUAAAGGCAACUCAAACCAAUGGGGAGCCGAAAAUAGAAAAGUCGAGAGCAACUGGAACGAAGAGCAGACUCAUAUCGGUAACAACAAUGGUAACAACAAUAACGGCAAUAGUUUCCCAACAAUCGAAAGAGGAUCUGCAAAGAAUAGCAUGGGAAGUAAUCAGUGGAAUAACGGUGGCUUCAACGGAAAAUGGAGUAACUCAGACAACUCCAUGAACUCGAACAACAAUCGGCCCAAUUGGGGGAUGGAAAAAGUUCCCCAGGAUAACAAUAAUUGGAAUAACAACUUCUCAAAUAACAAGAGAGGAGGUGAUUUCAAUAAACCUAUCAUACCAUCAAAGCAAAACGGCCCCAGCAAUAGAGGAGGACAAGAAAAGAAGCGAGGAAAAGAUUAUGAUUAUGAUUAUGAAAGUGAUAAUCAAUGGAAUGGCAGGAAAAGCUCAAACAUGAACCUUCCAACAAACGAUAACAGAAAUACUUGGAACAGUGGAGGGUCUCAGAACAACAGGGUGCCGACAACAUUCAGAUCACGAAAACCAGUAGAAGAAACGUGUGUUGAAGGCUCAGAAUAUUCUUUAGCUGGAACAGUUCCAAAAUGCACACCACCUGGAACAGAUUCCUGUCCCAUCUCUCAUCCACGUUGUCUAAACUCUCUCACUCAUGGGUACUUUGUGUGUUGUUUAUAA
Auanema sp. JU1783 is the source of this 1635-nucleotide messenger RNA. The record is from the annotation of a GenBank genome assembly. Lineage: Eukaryota; Metazoa; Nematoda; Chromadorea; Rhabditida; Rhabditidae.